CCAGCUACACGCUGAGCUUCCAACGACACUCAACAUUUGAUUCCUUUGGUUCUAUCAAAAUUAAACUCAAACUCUACAAUCAACGAUCAAUUUUACACGUUAAACUACGAAAAUGGUUGUCGCCGGUACAAUUUCACGCGUUCAAAGGAUGGUUGAUCGCGUUGUAACCCCUGAACAGAGAUCCCAGUUCUAUGGGAAUGUCUCCGAGUUCUUUCAGGAACAACCUCUUAUUGCUACAUUCCUCCUCGCAACCCUGAGCAUCUCUCUCGUGCCUCUCUUCCUCUUUACAACAUUCACCAUCUCGGUCCUCGCGUUUUCCUUCAUAUCUGCUAUCCUCUUCUCUUUCAUCUGGAUCGGAAUUGCUUUGCUCUUACUUGUGCCAACUCUCUUCGUUACUUGCGGAUUGGGGAUUCUGGUGUGGGUAUGGGCUGUUAGUUCAUGGGUUGUGGCAAGAUGGCUUUAUGGAUUUGUGUCUGCGAGCAAUGGGGCGGGAGAAUUGAGAUUCCCGAACGGGAAGAGAAUGGUGGUUAAGAAGGAGGAGGGAGAGGUGCCAAGAGCGGAAAUUAGAAAUGGAAUCUGACUACGCGAUGCUAUGAAAGUAGAGCAUGAAGAUGGAGCGCGGGGUGAGGAGCAAGGAUGGUAAAUAGGUAAUCAGGCGGGCUCGGAGUGGUGGAGUACAUUGGCUGUAAGACUAGGAAUUCGGGAUCAUGGUAAUGGAUAGAUGGAUGGGGCGAACGGGUACAUAGAAAUGGAAUAUUUGGGGACUUUUCAAAAAGAGAACGGAACACGGAUAAGUUCCUUUUAGCCAAUUCUCCUGGCAUUAUUUCAUUUGCACUGUCAUGAGUUAUUGAUUGGAGUUCUCCUUUAUCAUCUUCUUUAUCCUGCAACAGCUGCUUACUUCUACCCUGAGGAUCGAAAGCAAGAUCUACAUGUCGGUGCAACGAACGAUGUGUUUAUGACUUCGCCGAGAAAGGAUAUUCGCUGCUCCCUCGCAUCAGUCUCCCCAGCGUCAUCAACUGGAUCUAUUCUACCUCGUGUUGCUUUCUCACAAGGAAAGUAGGAGCGCAAGUCAGUCCACAUUUGUGUAAAAAGAAAAUGUUCAUGGAAUAGAUUGUGUAAAUGGAAAAAGAUAUGGGUUGAAGCUCGAAAUGAAGUUUCGUCUUUAGCUAGAUCCCAUUUCAAUCGGAUGAUAUACCAAAAUAGCACACUCCAAUUCACUAGAUAAUGGCCGUCGCGUUAUUGCUCAUUUUAAAUAUCUAAGUGACCAAACAAACGCGUAAAUAGUUUCGAGCUUGUUUACCUACCCCGCCAUAAUAUGAUUUUAAACUUCACACUCCUUUGAAGUUUAAAAAAUUGG
Messenger RNA from Botrytis deweyae, 1357 nucleotides. RefSeq lists its product as uncharacterized. The record is from RefSeq and is a predicted model, not a curated record. The coding region runs from base 113 to 580 and encodes 155 amino acids. The transcript has 2 exons. NCBI's taxonomy places the organism in Eukaryota, Fungi, Ascomycota, Leotiomycetes, Helotiales, Sclerotiniaceae.